Messenger RNA from Phialemonium atrogriseum, 3141 nucleotides. Its product is annotated as putative ap-3 complex subunit delta protein. The record is from RefSeq and is a predicted model, not a curated record. Gene Ontology annotation, cellular component: AP-3 adaptor complex; endosome membrane; membrane coat. The transcript is spliced from 6 exons. NCBI's taxonomy places the organism in Eukaryota, Fungi, Ascomycota, Sordariomycetes, Cephalothecales, Cephalothecaceae. Bases 1 to 3141 code for a protein of 1046 amino acids. Gene Ontology annotation, biological process: Golgi to vacuole transport; protein targeting to vacuole; intracellular protein transport.
AUGCCAAUUUCCCGCUCCCUAUUCAUGACUCACACUGAUGGGAGCAUGACGAAGGAGUUCGAGAAGUCGUUAUACGACCUCAUCCGAGGUUUGCGCAACCACAGAGGAAACGAGAGGGAGUAUAUACAAGAUUGUCUGCGAGAAUGUCGGUCCGAGGUUCGCAGCCAGGACAUGGACGUCAAGGCCACCGCCUUGCUCAAGCUCAUAUACCUCGAAAUGGUCGGGCACGAUAUGUCGUGGGCUUCGUUCCAUGUCCUCGAGGUCAUGUCGUCGCCAAAGUACCAUCAAAAAAGGGUUGGAUAUCUGGGGGCAGUCCAGAGCUUCCGGCCAGAUACAGAAGUUCUGAUGCUAGCAACGAAUCUCUUGAAAAAAGACUUGAAUGCCACCAUGCCAACCACUAUUUCUCUCCCGAUCGCCGCCCUCCCUCACAUAAUAACACCGUCGCUGGCCCUCUCCGUACUGGCAGACUUACUACCUCGCCUGAGUCACUCGCAUCCAACCAUCAGAAAGAAGACUAUCGUAACUCUGUAUAGACUGGCGCUGGUGUACCCAGAAACACUGCGCGCAGCGUGGCCGAAGAUAAAGGACCGCCUCAUGGAUAAGGAUGAAGAUCCCAGCGUCACAGCCGCCAUUGUUAAUGUUAUAUGUGAACUUGGAUGGCGGAGACCAAACGACUUCCUCCCACUAGCACCAAGGCUGUUUGAGCUUCUGGUAGAUAGUGGCAACAACUGGAUGGCAAUUAAGUUGAUUAAGCUGUUUGCUACCUUGACGCCGUUGGAGCCACGUCUCGUCCGAAAGCUCCUGCCACCCCUGACUAGCAUCAUCCAGACGACACCUGCCAUGUCCUUGCUGUAUGAGUGCAUCAAUGGUAUAAUCCAGGGCGGUAUUCUUGGAGAUUCGGAUGACGUCUCUGGCGGGGACGAGAUUGCGUCUCUCUGUGUCACCAAACUUCGUGGCAUGAUUAUGAUGAACAGCGAUCCCAAUCUCAAGUACGUGGCCCUUCUUGCCUUCAACAAGAUAGUGGCCACACACCCUUUCCUGGUCGCACAGCAGGAGGAUGUGAUUCUGGAGUGCAUAGACAGCGAGGAUAUCACAAUCCGCAUCAAAGCACUCGACCUGGUACAGGGCAUGGUUAGCACCGACAACUUGGUAUCCAUUGUUAGUCGCUUGAUGAGGCAGCUCAAGGCUUCUUCCUCGACGUCGUCGAGUAAGCGAAACAGCGCAUCACAGCCCGACCCGGAAGCUUAUUCCGAUGACGAUGACGAGACGAGGAAACCUCAGUCGCCCAGAACGGAAGAACAAACGCCCCCCCUCCCAGAAGAUUAUACCGUGGACGUGAUCGGGAGGAUACUAAAAAUGUGCUCGCAAAACAACUAUGGAAGCCUUGUGGAUUUCGACUGGUAUAUCGACGUACUCACUCAACUUGUUCGAAUCGCCCCUGUUCCCCGACAGAGGCAGUUGCAGCUGGGCUUCUCAUCCCCGGUCUCUCAAGCAACAGCAACCGAUGUUUCCGAAAAGAUCGGGGACGAGAUCAGGAAUGUGGCUGUGAAAGUCAAAGCUGUACGAUAUGCAGCGGUCAGAGCUGCAGAUUCCGUCAUCUCCCAGCUCAACUCGGAAUCCUCAUCCACCCACCAUGUCGUCUCUGGCGCAUUAAAGCCCGCUGCUUGGUUGGUUGGGGAGUAUUCCUCACAGCUACCGAAUCCCGAGGACACCUUGGGGUGUUUGCUUCAACUAGUUCCCAGGACGAAGAACCCCGAGUUAUUAACAACAACACUACAGUCCGCCAUCAAGAUUCUGGCCCUUAUUGUAGGGGAUGAUCGAGCAAUCUGGACCGCCGAGCGCAAGUCUAGACUCUCGCUUCUCAUGGCCCGUGUUGUCCACACUCUUGAGCCCUUGGCUUCACACCCCUAUCUGGAGGUCCAAGAGCGGGCUGUAGAAUUCACGGAACUGCUGAAACUCGCCGUCGAAGCUGCCUCCGGGCAAGCGGCGGCCACCGACGAAGUGCACCAGGAUCCUCCUCUUCUCCUCACACAAGCAUUGCCCUCCCUGUUCGGCGGAUGGGAACUGAAUUCAGUUGCUCUCGGCGCACAAGACCAUGUUCCCAUACCAGAGGGACUCGACCUAGACCAGCCGAUCCACCCUAAUCUGAAUGGGCUGCUCGCACAAGCCGACUUCUUGAUGCUGCCCGCCGAGGAAGAGAAUGAGUUCGAAGACUACUACUAUAAGAGGCCUCCGCCCACGGCCAUCGCAAACGAGCCUGCGAUUGACAAGCUAGCCGCUGCCCCGGAGGAGAUAGUUGGCUCGUACCAACGAGCUGGCGAGGAAAGCUAUCUGGAUCCCGACAUUGUCGCGAGAAGGAAAGCAGAACGCAUGGAAAGGAAUAAAGACGACCCAUUCUAUAUCCAAGAGUCUGGAAGAUCGCCCGGGAGUUCCACCCCAAUCCACAACAUUCUACGUCAUGAAAACGGCCCCGACCUUGAUAUCGACUCAAUCCCCAUCAUGCAACUCGAUCUUGAGAAGCUGGACGCUGGACUGGGCAAUACAACGUUAACCGAGAGGCCGGCAUUGCGACCCAAACCACGCCAGAGAGUACUGAUCGCAGCCGACGAAACCCUCAGCGGCAGCGGGCGCUCAACGCCGCGGCAGUACGAGUCGGAGAACAGCACGGACAGCGUCCCCAAGUCAAGGAACAGAAAACUCGCACAAUCUCUUCUGCAGGUCGACUCGAGCCACAUCGGCAGUCUCAGUCUCGACUCCAACCAAACCAGUAUCGGAUACGACCCCGAGCAACAGCAACGGGAAGAAGCCGAGAUGACUCGAGCCGUGAAGGAGGUCGAGAGGCUGCGUCUCGAGAUGCAACGCGCCAACGAGCGCAUACAGAUUGCCCAGGGGGUCCCGGCCGAGGGCACCGUGCUCAAGAAGAAGAAGCCGAGGAAGCCCAAGGCCGACGACGAGGAAGGUGGUACCUCGAAGGUCAGGAAGAAGAAGAAGAAGCCCGCUGCUGUGGCCGAGGAGGGCGGAGAUGGUGGGACAGCGGGGGCCGAUGCCGCCGAGGUGGUAGUAAAGCCGGCCAGGAAGAAGAAGGCGGCGAAGAAACUUGUCGCACUGGAUGAUGACCAGGCAGGAUCAGGUCCUCAGUAA